Myxocyprinus asiaticus (Chinese sucker) is the source of this 4711-nucleotide messenger RNA. RefSeq lists its product as uncharacterized. The record is from RefSeq and is a predicted model, not a curated record. Lineage: Eukaryota; Metazoa; Chordata; Actinopteri; Cypriniformes; Catostomidae. The transcript has 7 exons. Bases 599 to 3751 code for a protein of 1050 amino acids.
CUUUAGUGAUUUUUACCAUGGUAACACCUGGUAGGCUACUUACACCGCGGUAAAAUCACUAACAUGCGGCCUUUUGUGGCUUUUAGCUUAAAUGUGUAGGUAAAUUAAAUGAAAGUAUGUGCAUAAGGACGUUCGGGGAUGACUUGCGUCAGACAUAGUUACAGAGGUAAAAAUACAUCUGAACUCUUACAUCUGUGAGCUCAGAGUAUUUUGGGCUCUUGACUCCGAGUCUAAUGGUGUCAUUUUCAGUUUGAAGUUGAGAGAGCUUGGUUAACCCAAAUCUGCAUUAGCGCGUUUUAUUAAGGAAAGAUAAUGUAAACUGAGAAUUUGUUAUCAAAAGGAUACCGUUUAGUUAAGAGGAUAGUAAUGUUUGUUCAAGCUAAAGUCGGCGCCUCCAGAGAAUGACAGGCUGACCUUUUCGUCUUUUAUUGACAUGGAAAGAACAAAUGCGUCCGGAUCAAAGAGGGCAGCCGGGGCUGCGGAGGAGAUGGGAGACAUGGCUGGCUUCGGAUAAUAAUCAGUGUGUGUUAUGUGGGGACUGCACAUGCAAAUCGUUUUAAAAAAGAGGCUAUUAUUCGUGUUUAGUUGUGACUGAAAGAUGUGGAAUGCGUUUGGAAAUGGAUCAAGCGGGUAUGUAAGCAAGGCGCAAGGCUGGGAGUUCGUCCCGUGCUCUCGUUUAGAGAGGGGCGGUAAGAGGGUCCAGAGUCCCGCCCGGGUUCGGUCGUUCCCCAGCAACCUUCUCGAGCAGCUUCCCCCUGGACAUGCGACGGCUGCAUCCGAUGCAACUUGCGGACAAACUCCCUAUCUUGAGCUACAAAGUCAACACCCACGGCUAAAAAAGAAAUUUGAGGAAUUGAAAAAGCGCUACGAUCAGGAGAAAGAGGAGUGGAGGAUGGAGAAGGAAAAGCUUUUGAGACAAGUUGCUGAGAUACAAGGUGGGGAGAACAGAAGGAUAUUGUUGGAUCUGAGGUCAGUUUUAGAGGAGGUCCAGUCAGGGGUGAAGCGUGAAGAAAGUAAACGGAGUGAGCUGGAGUUGCAGUACAUGAAGGAUCAAUGCGCUUGGGAACUGGAACGGGCAGAGCUGAAGAGUCGCAUAACUCAGCUAGAAACCAGGAGAUGUAACGUGGUUGUGGAGACUGUGAGGAGUCCAGAGCUAGGGGGAACUCUGAAGCGGGAAAGGGAGGAACAGAAGAGGCUGCUGGCAGACACACACAGUGCAGCCAUGGACCUGCGCUGCAGGCUGGACAACAGCGAGAGGGGCUGGGUGAAGGAGAAAUCUGAGCUGCUGGAACGCUUUGACUCUGAGAGGAAGGUGUGGGAGAACCAGCUCAUGGAUAUGCAGCGGAAGAUUGAGGAGUUAUACGAUGAAGUGAAGGCCCACCGUGAGGGAGGUGCUCUCAGACCAAACACUGAUCCACUUAACAGAGCCCUAAGGCUCAGCUCAUGUUCUGGUAGCAGUUUGUCGAGUGCACUAACUUACCCCUCAGAUGCACAGAGCAAUGAAUAUUCCGAAGUCCUAACCCAGCAAAGCAAUGCCAGCCUUGACUUCCCAAGUCAACCAAGUCACAACUCCAGUGAAUUCAUUGACCAGGGCAGCAACGAUCAAAACGAACUAUUAAAUCAGCAAGGUACUGGGAAAUAUGAUGGGAAGCUUGAUGAACAACAGGCUAUAGACACUGCAGAGCUGGAAGAAUUCCUUGAAAGCUGUUUGACAAAGAAAAUUGAAAACAAGUCCUGCUUUAUUGGACCAGAUGAUCUUCUUAACCCUUUCAAAGGAUUUCAGAGCAUGGAAAUAAACUGUGGAAGUGACCAAAAGAAGAAAAAUACUGCCCUUAAUGCGGCACUCAAGGAAAUUGCCAGUGUGAGUGAGGAGCUGUGUAGCUACCAGGAUGAGAUGAGAAAGUGGCCUGAUAUUAAGAGAAGUCACACUGAGUCAAUGCUUUUUCCAGAAGAGGCUGAGAUGGUUGAGAAGGUAAAGGGCAAAUUGGAAAUGGAUGACGCAUUCGUCCAGCUGAAAAAUUUGAGUGAAGACCUUAAAUCCUUUGAUGAGCAAUACUGGAUGGACUGGGAAGGUUAUAACAAGAAAGCAAAGCAAACUCAAAGUGAUGCUGAGCCAUUAGUGAAUAGGAGACAAGCCCCACCUAUCCCAGCCCGCAGUACAUCUUGGUACCUAAGCAGUCCCUCUGCUGCAGAAUUAGAAUUAGAGUCCAGUGGCACAGAAGCCCUCACAUCCGGAGGGUGUCAAAGGCCAGGAACCCAUCCGGACAAAAGGUACAAAAGCCCUGCAAUUGUCCGAAAAUUUGAGGCAAUGCUUCAAGAGAAUGAGGGGAAGAUUCUGGACUCUGGGAAUGUAGUCUGCACCAUGCCGGUCGAUUCCAAGUGCAAUAGCAGCUGUUGCCAGGGCCGCUGGUCCUGUGAUGGCAGUAGACUUGUCAGCAACAAGUCAUCCAAGUAUGUACCUUUUAAGAGAUGUCACUCCAAUGUUGACAUUGCAGCUGCAGAGCGCAGUCUAAACCAAAUAGUUUCAGAGAACAAUUCCGGUGAUCUCAAGGGUGCAGCGCAUCAAAUGAACUUGACUAACUUGCCUUCAGACUGUGCUACCUCGCUGGACAUUGUUUCACCAUAUGCCAGUGCUUCAGCUACUCACGUAAAUGAGAGACUUGAGCAGAAAACAGCAGAGUUCAACCGUACGCUCUUCCAGGCAGGAAUGGGUUUUCAGUGUGAUGAAGACAAUUGUAUGAAUGUAUCCGUUGAUUGUGGACAUGCUUGGAGUCCAAGUCUACCAGUGUCCAUUUCAAAGGAUAGUUGUACAGACAGUCCAUCAUGGUAUGUUCAGGACGAUAUGAAAGAUGUGCUCUCUGAUCUUUUGGCACCAUGCCCAAAAGAGAUAAACCCUCACAAAUCAAAGCAGUUAAAGAGAGAAACAAAAGACAUUGUCUCUAAGUCUUCAUCUGUACAGCAGGAUAGUAGUCUACAAGAAUUACCUGUAGGCCUAUCAGAUCAUGCAGGUAGUGGGCAUAAGGAUUUAUCCUCCAUGCAAGACAAGGAAGUUAAACCUUUACGGACUAUUCACAGCCCGCCAUCCCCAGUUGCUCAGUUUGGCCCUAGUACGAAACACUUAGAAUUGAGUUUUACACCACCACAGAUGAAGAUCCAUAAAGAAAGUCCCAGCAAAUUUUUGGAUUUUGGUACAGACCAACAUCAAGCAGACACAAAAUCUAAACAGGCAAAGCAGGACACAUGUAAAACCAGGUCUCGGAUUCUAGAUGAAAAUCCAUGGAAGCCAUCUACACUUGCAGCCUAUCCUCGGCCAUUGGAGUCUAGGUCCAACUAUGGAGCUGUUGAGAAGAUUCUAAAAAGUUAUGAGAAUAUGGAUAGAUCUCAGGAGCAGCAGCAGUCACUGGCCAGUCCAGGGAAAGAGGAAGACCUCAUGGACCUCUUGGAAAUGUUGGAUAUCCGACAUAAGUCCAGAUCCAGUCAGAAACUAACACAUACACCACACCACCAGGUCAUAGCCCACAAAGAGACACAUGUAAAGGUGCAGCAAAGCAAAGAGUCAACUGUAACUCUCAAGAAAAGCUUUUCACGACCUGCAUGCCCUGCAAAGAGACGUUUGCCCUCCCGUUGGGCUAGCCGUUCAUCCACCUCAUCUGCAUCUUCUCCCUCACCUCCACCAACAACACCACCCACAGUCUUCACGCAGCGACAAACACUUACCUACUCCACCUACCACACAGAGACAGUGAUCUAACAGGUGCGAGCCAUCAGGAUAACAUGCAGACAGAUAGAGUCCAAUGCCUUUAAAGCUCCAAAUGUUGUCAUCAUGUUCUUGCCUGAUUACCUUUGUAAAUACCAACAAUGACUGUUAGUUCAACAGAUUCAUGUUUUAUUUCUGUAACUGCCUUUCUCAUAAUUUUUUAUAGUUUUACAUUUACAAGUACAAAGACACUUUCUUACAAGUGUGACCUACAAGUGCACAAUUAAUGUGUUGUUUUCUGUUUUCAUAAACCAGUUUUCAUCUGUUCUCGUUAUUUUAUAACUGCCAAUGCAAGCCUGUUAUACAGUAUGUGUGAGGUCUGAUGAUAUUCCUGUGAUUGAGAAUAUCAAAGCACUGUAGUUCUUCUUAUUCCACAUGAAACUGUUUGUUAUACUUUUACCAACAUUAACCAAAAAGACUGACUCGUAUUAUUACGAAAACAAAUAAUUUCAGAUGUAAGACAUAUCACUUAGAUAAUGCCUUUGCAGUCCUUUUUUUAAAAUUAAUAUCACAAAUGAAACUGUAUUUAGCAUUUAUAAGAAAGAAUAAAUAAAAUAUUGACACUCAUUGCUAGACAGGUGUGUUUUGUGCAUUACAUAUAACCCUGUAUGUUUCGGAUGUUCUAACAAUGGAAUAUUUUUCCCAUUUGAUAGUCUGACCAAAAAAAAAAAAAAACCUCUAAAAACAUAAAUACAAAAUGAAUAAAUAUAAUUGUAAGGGGAAAAAAGGGAAAUGUUGCCACAUGGCGAUUGUGUAUCACAAUGGAAAUUGUUUUUUUUUUUUAUUUAUUAAAAUGAUCAAUUUCUCCUUGAAUUAAACUCAUAUUAAUUUAAUUAUUGUAUGUUUUUAUACAAUUUGAACUCCUAUAAACUAAAAUAGUGAAUCAUUAUCAUCAGUUCUUCAUUACUUGCCUAUUAUUGAUGUAAUUUUCACUGUCACUAAAGCCUAGCUCCU